Molecule: messenger RNA, 2400 nt
Organism: Ciona intestinalis (vase tunicate)
Lineage: Eukaryota; Metazoa; Chordata; Ascidiacea; Phlebobranchia; Cionidae
Source: RefSeq, a predicted model, not a curated record
AACACUUUAAAUGAAGCGGUAGUGUGAGUAUGAAAUUCACAUACCACUCACACGGCUUAAAUAAAACCUGGACGUCACGCCCAAUUAAACAUUCAACCCAACAUUUUCGUUGAUUACCUGCAAGCGCUUCUGCCCUUUCGUCGAAGUAGCAACGUACGAGUAAUGCAACUGUUUAAAGAGUCACAGCUAGUUACAUGACUGCCGUAUCCAGUUAUAGGUUUUGUGGCUAAUAAUCUGUAGUAUGAAGACGACGAAACUGGAAAGCACAUCCAAACGUAAAUGUGAUGUCUGGCUCCUUAUGGAUCAAUAUGCUUCCGGAGGUAACUGGCUUGUGGGAAAGGAUGAUUCGAUCCUGUUUUGGAAACAGGAAGUCUCCGCCUGCACCUGUUGAUUAUGAUUCAGCUGCCAGAAACACACCCAAAUUUUAAACCGAAACUGAAAGGACCGAAAAACAAAAUUUCCCCAAAUCUUAAGAGAAAUACGAUUCUAUCUGUAACAUCAGGUUUUCUAAUGGCAAUUAGUAAAACAUUGAAUGCGGUUGUUGUAUUCGGGGUUCUAUGUGCACUACCGUGUGCCUAUUUCGAAAAUACUAAUGGAAUCGCUGCAGCUGAGGAAGUGGAAGCAAUACUCCCACGUAUUUGUCGAGUCUUUGAUAAAGAGGCCGCCUCUACAAUUGUACUAUGCCGGCGGAUAUACGAAACCAUCUCUCAAUGGACAAAUGACGAUGAACAAACCCACUCGGAUAUGUCACCAAUGAAGGAAAUCGCUCCAACAUUGGAGUACUCUGAUGUCGUGAACGGGAAAUAUUUCGUGAAACGAAACCCAGAUGCGGAACUCAUUAAAAUGAUGCGGAAUCUACGAAGGAGGUCACGAUACAAACAUCUAAGCGACAAAGUUCUCCGAAAAUUGCUUCUCAAUUAUCAUAGGCGUGUGUGAUGUUGUUACAUUGGUGUUUUUGUGGACUUUUCUUUCUCGUGGUAGCGCUACUGCGAACAAGUUUUUUAAAAAUAACGUACACUUCAAUCGCUUUUUUAUAAAAAUUGUUAACCUGUCGAUGUUUUGAGCAUUUUUUUGAAAAUACUAACUCUAAAACAUAGACCACAUAAUUUCCCCCUUAUUUAUACAAACUUAAUAUUAGAUUUUGAACCCGCUGUCCGGCGUUUUUAUUGUGUUGUUUUCGUUAAUCUUUGUAUACGUGCUUAUGUUGUUUAAUUUAUUGCAAUAUACCCUUUUUGUAUUUUGUCACGCAUACCUAUAAAAGUCUUGCUGUUAUCAUAUAAUUUACGCUCGCAGUGUAGAAUACGAAAGUUAUACAGCUUAGGUUCAAAACUGGCCAGGUUAGUUCAAAGGCAUAAAGGUAAUGGGGACAAACACCAAGGCUACCAACUGUUUAAUUCGUUAUCGCAGGCUGAGCUUCCAUAAAGUUUUCAUAACUUAUCGCAAUUGUGAAAUGUUUUGCAAAAAGCUGAAAUUCCAGUUGCCGUACCAUGGUCUCGUCGCUUUUCCGGAGAUCUUAAGAGUUAACGUUGCGGCGCCUUCUAAUACGGGAGCUUAUUGCCGAGAAGGCUCAGCUCCCAGCAUGUCAUGUUCAACCACCGAUCAUUAUCAACACGAUGAAUACAAAACAAAUGCAAGGCAUGUGUUCUAUAUUUAGCAACUUCUGGCAAAGGAAAAGAAAGGUCGAACAGAUAAGAUCUCUUGCUUCGCUUCAACGCUGUCACCUUAAAAUUUCAAAUGUUUAAAAAUGCUACCACGAAUUACGUGUGGUAUUUUCGUGAAAUGAUUAAAUUCAAAAACGACGACAUUUUGUUUCUUUUUUUUAUGUUUAUCAACUGCUUACGUGGGUUUUAAUCUGGCAACAUCAGGUUUAAUUUGCAACGAAGCAUUUAACACAUGAAUGUAAUUCACACUGACAAAUAAAAAACUAUUUAUUUUAAAUUUGAUUUAUGUGCUAAAGUAAACGUACAUUUUUAUUUAUUUUAAUCUGGGUUUAAAGUGUAAUUAUCUGAACGCUAUUCUGGUAAACUAAACUUUAGGCCUAUGGCAACACUAAUAAUUAAAAGCUCCUUUGCAAGGCGUCGUUUCUUUCCUUCGUGUGUACAACGUGCAUCAGCUGGUUAGACUCGUGUGGUCGCUUUAUAGUGGGUUGUAACGAUCAGAUUUUAUUGUUUAAGUGUAAGAUUCAAUAUGAAAAUGUUGUGAACUAUAUAAUUCAGGAUUGAAAGAGGUUAAAUAAUUUGCAACGCAGAAUUUUCUAUCAGCAGUUAAAUGUCAACUUUAUAAAGGCGAGUGUAAACGUGAAUUACUCAAAAGGCGCAUCGGAACAUUAGAAGAAUGAUCCAAUUAUGUGGUAUUUGUAAUAUCGAUUAAGCUCGCUCGAUGUUUCGAUAAUUUUCGUUG